This is a messenger RNA of Zea mays, 1326 nucleotides long. Its product is annotated as prohibitin 2. The record is from RefSeq and is marked validated. Gene Ontology annotation, biological process: mitochondrion organization. The coding region runs from base 193 to 1047 and encodes 284 amino acids. NCBI's taxonomy places the organism in Eukaryota, Viridiplantae, Streptophyta, Magnoliopsida, Poales, Poaceae. The transcript has a single exon. Gene Ontology annotation, cellular component: mitochondrion; membrane.
ACAGACCCGCCGCUUCCGACCUUCUUAUCUCGCAAGAAAUGGGCGGACCUAACGCGCAAGCGCAAUAAAACCCCUGCAAAAACCCGCCACUCUCAGAUCCGCACAGCGACGCCGCCAGCCAGACCCGAUCCCCUCCCUCGCUAGGGUUUUCGUCCCCGCGCCGCCGCGCUCCCGGAUCCCACCGAAACAACCAUGGCCGGCGGUCCCGCGGCGGUGUCGUUCCUGACCAACAUCGCGAAGGUGGCUGCGGGGCUCGGAGCCGCGGCCUCGCUCGCCUCCGCGUCGCUCUACACCGUCGACGGCGGCGAGCGCGCCGUCAUCUUCGACCGUUUCCGCGGGGUGCUCCCGGAGACCGUCGGCGAGGGCACCCAUUUCCUCGUGCCCUGGCUGCAGAAGCCCUUCAUCUUCGACAUCCGCACGCGCCCGCACAACUUCUCCUCCAACUCGGGGACCAAGGACCUGCAGAUGGUCAACCUCACGCUCCGUCUCCUCUCCCGCCCCGACGUCCAGCACCUCCCCACCAUCUUCACCUCCCUCGGACUCGAGUACGACGACAAAGUGCUCCCCUCCAUCGGCAACGAGGUGCUCAAGGCCGUCGUCGCCCAGUUCAAUGCCGACCAGCUCCUCACCGACCGCCCCCACGUCUCCGCCCUCGUCCGCGACGCUCUCAUCCGCCGCGCCCGCGAGUUCAACAUCAUCCUCGACGACGUCGCCAUCACCCACCUCUCCUAUGGUAUCGAGUUCUCGCUGGCCGUUGAGAAGAAGCAGGUCGCGCAGCAGGAGGCCGAGCGCUCCAAGUUCCUCGUCGCCAAGGCGGAGCAGGAGAGGCGGGCGGCCAUCGUGCGCGCUGAGGGAGAGAGCGAGUCCGCGCGCCUCAUCUCUGAGGCCACGGCGAUGGCUGGGACAGGGCUGAUCGAGCUCAGGAGGAUCGAGGCGGCCAAGGAGAUUGCCGCAGAGCUGGCUCGCUCACCGAAUGUGGCAUACAUUCCUUCUGGGGAAAACGGAAAGAUGCUGCUUGGUCUCAAUGCUACUGGAUUUGGCCGGUGAUUCACUGUUUUUUUAGUCUGCUUGUGCUAUGUGCUGAUGCAUGACUAAAACGGAGGUUCGAACUUUGAAGGACAGUGAUAUCUGCUAUCCUUGCUUAUGUUAAGUUUUCCUUGUCUUGGAACUAAAUGUGUCUGUUGUGCUCCAAAUAAGUUUUGGUUUUUGACUGCAUAUUUGCAAUUGGUAGGGUUAAUGCGACAUUGUGUUAAGCCUGCAUAGUGCAUUCUAAUUUUCCCUUACAUUGCAUUCUCAUGUUAAAAUUCAUUGAUAUCUAACAUUGCU